AUGAAGGCCCGGCGUGUCCCCGAGCGGACCGUGCUCUUCCAGCGCGAGAGGAGCGGCCUGACGUACCGCGUACCCGCGCUGCUGCCCGUGCCCCCCGCGCCCACCCUGCUGGCCUUCGCGGAGCAGCGGCUCAGCCCAGACGAUGCCCACGCCCACCGCCUGGUGCAGAGGAGCGGCACGCUGGCCGGGGGCUCCGUGCGGUGGGGCGCCGCGCGCGUGCUGGGGACUGCGGCCUUGGAGGAGCACCGGUCCAUGAACCCCUGCCCGGUGCACGACGCCCGCACGGCUACCAUCUUCCUCUUCUUCAUCGCGGUGCGGGGUCGCACACCCGAGGCCACGCAGAUCGCCACGGGCAGGAACGCCGCGCGCCUCUGCUGCGUGACCAGCAGGGACGCGGGGCGCAGCUGGGGCGCCGCCAGGGACCUCACGGAGGAAGCGGUGGGCGGUGCCGAGCAGGACUGGGCCACGUUCGCCGUCGGCCCGGGCCACGGCAUCCAGCUGCGCUCAGGCCGUCUGCUAGUGCCAGCCUACACGUACCGCGUGGACCGGCGGGAGUGCUUCGGCAAGAUCUGCAGGACCAGCCCCCAUGCCUUCACCUUCUACAGUGACGACCACGGUUGCACCUGGCACCGUGGAGGCCUUGUGCCCAACCUGCGCUCGGGCGAGUGCCAGCUGGCUGCAGUGGACGGCCAGCAGGCCGGCAGCAUCCUCUACUGCAACGCCCGGAGCCCCCUGGGCCGCCGCGUGCAGGCGCUCAGCGCAGAUGAGGGCGCCUCCUUCCUGCCUGGGGAGCUCGUGCCUGCGCUGGCCGAGACGGCCCGGGGCUGCCAGGGCAGCAUCCUGGGCUUCCCUGCCCCACUCUCCAGCAGGGCCAGGGGUGAGGGAUGGUCGGCAGAUGCCAGGAACCACCCCGAGUCCCCACAGCUCUGUCCUGGAGUCCAGCAACAUUCAGAGGAGGGCACUACAGACACCCAAGGGGGCCAGGGGCUCGGCGGGAUGGAGGGAUGGAAGGGCAGCCCUGAGGAGCCUGGCCCGGGGCCUGGACUCAGUGGGACCAGGGACGCCUGGGCCCCGAGUCUCCCUGGGCCCCCUGCCACCCUGUCUCAGAGCCCCACCUGGCUGCUGUAUUCCCACCCGGUGGGGCGCAGGGCUCGGCUCCACAUGGGAAUCCACCUGAGCCGGUCCCCCCUGGACCCCCACAGCUGGACAGAGCCCUGGGUGAUCUAUGAGGGCCCCAGUGGCUACUCUGACCUGGCAUCCAUCGGGCCCACCCUCAAGGGAGCCCUGACCUUUGCUUGUCUGUAUGAGAGUGGGGCCAGGGUCUCCUACGAGGAGAUCUCCUUCUGCAUGUUCUCCCUUGCUGAGGUCCUGCAGAACGUGCCGGCGGGCCCUGUGCCGCCCAGCCGCGGGGGCAAGCCUCGGGAGCGCUGCCGGCCUUCCUGAUGGGCUCUCUGGCCAGACGCAUUUGUAUGUCCCUAACACUAUGCUUCAAAAUAUGACACAAAAGUGGGCAGACCUAGAGGAGAAAACAGAGCCAUAGCUGUCGUAGAAAAUUUUAGACACACGUCUCGGUAACUGACAGAGCAAACAGACAAAAUCACUGAGGACACAGAAGAUUUGCCAACCUGCCUAGCAAACUUGACUUAAUUGACACAUACAGAACACAGCACAAAACAACCGCAGAAUACUAACAUAAGAUAAUAAUAAAAAAAAAAACCCGCAGAAUAUAGUCUGUUCAAAUAUACCCCUUUGUAAAUUUGACAUCAUGUUGGAUCAUGAAAUCAAGUCUCUACAAGACUUUGAAGGAUUGAAAAUUGCAGUGAAAUUGAGCUAGAAAUAAAAAUGAAAGGAAAUUUAAAAUAUUCCUGUGUUUGAAAAUUGAGAAACACGAUUCUGAAUAACUCCUGGUUCAAAGAAGAAGCUCUAGUGAAAAUGAGAAAAGAGUUUGAAAUUAAUUAUGUGAACAUGUGAGAUGAGGGGAAGAGGGUCCGCCGCUGAUGCCCCCACCUUAGAAAGGGGCAGGAAACUGAGUCCAAGGAGAGGAGAAGGAAGAGAACAAUCCAGAACAAAACUAGAGGGAUAGGAAGAAUCAUACGGUAGAGGGAAUGAAUGGAACCAGGUCCGUUUUUAGAAAACUAAUAAAGCUGAUGACCCCUGUUGAGACUGAUGAUAAAAAAAGAAAGAACACACGAACAACCAGCAUCAGGAACGAGGCAGGGCAUGCGAGGUUCCUACAGAUGUUCGAAGAUUUCAAGAAGAUAUUAGGAGCCAUUUUAUGCCAAAACCCUUAAAAAUUUAGAUGAAAUGCACAAUUCCUGGAAAAAAUACAACUUAUUAAAGAGGAACUAGAAAGUCAGAAAAAUCCUAUUAAAGACUCUGAAGUCAUAAUUUAAAAUCUGCACACUAGGAAAAGUUCAGGUGGCCUGGCUUUCCCUGUGAAUUCUGUCAAACGGUUCAGGACGAUGCGUGUUGGUUUACGGGAGAGUUGCGCUUUGUAAGAAAUUGCCAAGCCUGUCUUCCAAAGGGGCUGCACCGUCUGUAUGUCUUUUCGAUGAGUGUCUGUUUAGAGCUUCUGCCUCUUUUUAAAUUGGGUUGUUUGUUUUGUUAUUGGCGAGUUUUAAGCGUUGUUUGUAUAUUUUGGCAACUGAGCAUAUUGAAAGAUGCUCCAUAUCCUAUGUCAAGGGGGUGGGGGUUGGUAGGGUCCCCCUGCACGCGAUUAGGACCAGAAUCCGGAACGCGGCCAGCACCGCCUGCUGGCGAGGAUGAAAAUGGCAGGCGCUCUCCCUCGGGGACCGGGCAGCCACGUUGGAAAACAAGUUUGAUGGUUUCUUACAAAAAACAGCCUCUUACCGUAGGAUCCAGCAGUUGUGCUCCUUGGUAAUUAUCCAAAUGAGUUGAAAACUCAUGUCCACACAAAAACCUGCACAUGGAUGUUUAUAGCGGCUUUAUUCAUAUUUGACAAACCUUGCAAGAAAUCAGGAUGUCCUUUAGCAGAUGAAUGGACCAGCGGUGGUCCAUCCAUCCAGAGAAGACAUAGAGGACCCUGAAAUGUGUGUCACUAAGUGAAAGGUUACAUGCUGUGUGAUUCCAUGUGACGUUCUGGAAAAGGCAGGCCUUUGAAGACGGUUGCCAGACGUUGUGGGGAGGAGAGAUGAGCAGUGGGGUGCAGAGGACUCCGUGUGAGGCUGUCACGGGGGGGACGUGUCACUGUACGUUUGUCCAAAGCCACAGAGUGCGCGACACGGAGAGUGAGCCCUGGUGUGAACGACGGACUUCGGUUAAUGAUACGGCAUUGCCGUUGGUUCAUCAGUUACAACAAUUGUACCCCACCAACGGGGGAAGUUAACCGAGGGGAAACUACGUGUGGGGACGUUGGGGGUGUGAUGUAAGCUGAGAAUCACGGCUCGAUUUUCUGCAACCUCAAACUGCUUUAAAAUGGGUCCACAGUUGUGACAACAGUGUAGCCAUAAACUCAGCAAGCAAGAAAAGAGAAAGAAGGAAGUGCACAGUGAUAGUUGCAGAAUCCUGAGCCUAUUCAAGCGGCCAGUGGACUCGUGUAAACGGCAUCAGCCUUCUCACCACGAGUCAGUCGGCUCGGACACAGACCGUACAAGGGGUGGGGGGGCUGCUGGGCUGGAAUCAGAGGGCAUAGGAUUCCCCCCCGCCGCGAGGGGGGAGGUUGAGCCGCAGUGGGGGGGCUCCAGCGAUUGGGGUCAACAUCAUCAUGUUGGCUCUGCCACCUUGAUUGCCCUCAGGAGGAACCCCCCCCCCCGAAUUCUCCAAGACUUCAGGAGCCUCACCCUGACACGAAGAGGCAACUGUCCACACCAACUAACCUACUGGGGCUGAGACCCCAGGGCCCAGGCCACCAGCUUAGCCUUCAUGAUCCCAGGCCAGGGUCCCUUUGGGGUCUGUGCUUUUCUCCCACUAGCACCCCCACCUGGUCCUCCAGGGCCCCCACCUUGGAUUUCAGGGUAGGGCUCGGACUCCUGUCCUUCUGUCCUGCAUGACCUCGGAUUCCUCACUGGAGGUGACCAGCUCUUGUCUCCAGCUCUGCAGACCAGGCGAGGGUGAGCACAGGUAGUGGGAGGGGUCAUCCUCCUGGGCAGAGGGGUUCCAAGAACAGGGCUCUGGUGGGCCCGGGCUGUUGGGAGGGGCCACAAGCCUUAUGCUCUGCGUUCCCUGUGCCAGGGUCUCAGGCCUCAUUUGAGAAGCCCAGGCUCACCCCCAGGUCCUCCAGCUGCCACCCUUCGUGGCAUG
Messenger RNA from Leptonychotes weddellii (Weddell seal), 4260 nucleotides. NCBI's taxonomy places the organism in Eukaryota, Metazoa, Chordata, Mammalia, Carnivora, Phocidae. The record is from RefSeq and is a predicted model, not a curated record.